Anarrhichthys ocellatus (wolf-eel) is the source of this 6262-nucleotide messenger RNA. It is a transcript of the gene smchd1, whose product is annotated as structural maintenance of chromosomes flexible hinge domain containing 1. Gene Ontology annotation, molecular function: ATP binding; protein binding. Gene Ontology annotation, cellular component: chromosome. Lineage: Eukaryota; Metazoa; Chordata; Actinopteri; Perciformes; Anarhichadidae. The transcript has 47 exons. The coding region runs from base 218 to 6058 and encodes 1946 amino acids. Gene Ontology annotation, biological process: double-strand break repair; chromosome organization. The record is from RefSeq and is a predicted model, not a curated record.
AUAUUAUAGCAUAACAGUCUGAAAUUCGCAUUUGGCUCCGACUGGGCGCGGUUUGGUUAAGGUCGCGGGCGUUUUAAGACAACAUAUACCAAAUGCAGUUUCGUCAAAGUCAUGUUAAACUGUAAUGCAUAUGUAGCUUAGCCAGCUUGUUAGCUUGAUUAUACUCUGAAGUUGGACGCUGUGCACUUGGAGCUCUCCGCUUCUCUCAGCAGUCACCAUGGAGGAAAGACGAGACCGCAGGACUAUCAGUGUUUACGACUGCCGCCCUGAAGAUGAAAAGCAAAUUACGAGUAAAUUGCUGGAUACAAGUGGUUUGGACUUCAAUGGCUUUCUUCGACUUCUGCACCGGACAUUCUCAAUCCGUCCUCGUGAAACAUAUGUGCUGGCCACAACGGACCGAAUUGUCCUGGAUUUCGACAAAUUUAAGGAGCUUCAGGAUGGCAGCACCCUCCAGUUGUUUCAGCGGGAGGACCAAGCUCUGGCAGGGUCAACGGAGGAGCGCAUCACGUUUGUGCCUCAUUACGAUACGUUGAUCAAGGGCGGCCUGUACGAGUACUACGCUAGUGAGGGCCAGAAAUCAUUGCCAUACGCACUUGCUGAGCUGAUGGACAACUCUCUUUCGGCCACAGCUAAAAAUACGGGAUUGAGGACAAUAGAGAUACGGAUGGUGUUUGAUGAAACUCUUGGGAAACCUACAGUGAUUGUCUUGGAUAACGGGUGUGGGAUGACCUCGAAACAGCUCAAGAACUGGGCCGUGUACAGACUCUCUAAAUUUUCCAGGGAAAAUGUCACAGUUGGAGGUAAGCAAGAGGGGUAUGUUCAGCCUGAUCCCGUCCCUCGUAGUCUCAACAGUGAUAUUUCCUACUUUGGAGUUGGAGGAAAACAGGCUGUUUUCUACAUCGGAAACUCGACCAGGAUGAUCACAAAACCAGUUGGCUCCCCAGAUGUUCAUGAGCUGGUUCUGUCAAAGGAGGCGUUUGAGAGAAAAGAGAGGGACAAAGAGGAUAUUUACAGCAGCGUCAUUAAAAACAGGAAGCCUGGUGACUCUUCGCAUGUGAAUAAAGACGAUGAGCGCUGCCUCCACGCCCUUAUCGCUGAGGAAUCUGGGAAGGAAAGCUUCACAGCCGUGGUCAUCACGGGAGUCCAUCCCGAGCAUAUCGCCUUUUUGAAACAAGAUUUUUUAGUGUGGACCAGACAGCUAGCCCACAUCUAUCACUAUUACAUUCAUGGAGUCAACGGAAAGGACAUGAGUAGCUGCUCUACAGGUUCGGAUCAUCCCUCUAAAAUCGACAUUCAGAUCACUUUGCGCGAGAAGCCUCCCAAAUGUCCCCGUGCGAUGACUCUGAGGGAAGUUGACGACGACAUGCAGACUCUGUACAUAAACGCUGCUGUAGACAGCUUUGAGUUCACGGCCGUCACUGGAGACGGAGGCUCGGUGGAGGGAGUCAUUCGGUAUCAUCCCUUCCUCUAUGACAAGGAGACUUACCCAGAAGAACCAGCCUCUGACGAUGAAGAUGACAUUGAUAAUGAAUCUGCCGCCCGGCAUCAGGCAAGAGGGAAGAGGCCGAUAUUCGACUGUUUCUGGAAUGGACGGCUUAUACCUUACACCAAAGUGCCCGAGUUUGACUGGUGUUCUCCGAAUAAAGGAACAAAGGAGCUUGCGGAGUGUUACAGUCGGAUCUCAGGAGUGCUUUUCAGUGACGACAGAUUCGAGGUCACCACGAACAAGCUCACCUUCAUGGACCUGGAGAUGAAACUGAAGCACAAGGACACCCUCUUCACACGCAUUGUUAAUUCACAGAAACAAAGAGGCAACAUUCAGAGGGAGUUUACGCAGUGGCUGAAAAACUGCCACGAGAAGUGGGACAAGCAAGUAAAGUUCUUGGGCUUUACGGAGACCAUAACACGACCAGAAUUGACUAAGAAAAUGCAGUUUCCCUGGGCGACGUUCUCUUCCAUUGAGUGGGACGGCAAAAUAUACAAAACGGGCCAACUCGUGAAGUCUCACAAAACGGUGCCCAUUCUGUAUGGUCGUGUGGUUCGUUUUUUGCUGCAUGGAAAACAUGACGACAGUGUGUUCUCCACAGGAGGAGAGGUUGAAGUGGUUCAGGAACCCAAAGCAUUUUACGACAAGGUGAAGAUCAUACCCAUUUCCAAGAUUGACAAGACCGCCACUGAUGAAGCCAUCAAGAUCAACAUUGACAAUGACUCCGCCAAGCUUCCAGAGCUUCUGAAAGUGGACUGGCCAGAAGGGAACCCCUGGCCACAGAAUGCUGCUCGUCCAGCCGGGACUCAGUUUGGGCCACUCCAAGUCGUCAUGCUCAACAAGAAGGGAGAGUCGUUAUCCACGAUGCCAUCAGUGGGCCAGGGAGCAGGGAAGAAACUGGUGGUUGAGCUCAAAGUCGUCCGGCACGGUCCUAAAGGAGAUGAAGCGGUUCUCGUUUUAAUUGCCCAACAUUCAGCGAAGUGGGGUUUCUGGUUCAACAAAAAUGACACUCUGACCACCCUGGGGAAGUAUACUCUGUUCCUAAACACGAAGGUAAACGAAACGAAUGCUUCCGUCUUUGGAGGCAAAGAGCUUCCAAGCUACAAACUCAAGUUCACCAUCAACGCGGGGGGUGCCGAGAGUUUCGUUGUCGGUGAAGUGAGCGCCACUCUUCACGUAGGAGCGCCAUUCAACAUUCCUCUGCUUAUAAAAGAUGGUUACGAUCACUCGGCGGCGCCUCCUCCUGAUCUCAAACCUGUACUCAAAUGCAGUGGCCUGGAUCUGAGUUACGAGACUGUGUACAUCAGUGGGACCACGAUCACCAUCAGAGGUGUCGAAGCAAGAGGAAAAGUCCUGAGUUACCAACAAUCAAAGACGUAUGACCUGAAAGUCACCCUGCCUGGCCUGAAGACAGACACGCAGACGAUCAAGAUCUGUCUUCUUCCUGGUAGUCCACAUUCACUCCACGUGAUGCCAGAAGACAACCCAAUCACAGUAGAGAAUGGAAACCCUGUCACGUUUAAUGUCCGGAUUCACGACGAGGCUGGAAACAUCACUGCUCGCCACAAACAGAUCGUUUGCUGCCAGGUUCAGGGGUUUCCAGCAGUGGCAAUCGACUGCAGCACCACAGGAGCCGGACAGCUUGUGACAAAGCCCAUAAACCUGAAAAUAAUCAACGCAGAACCACAAAACCUCAAAGUGAAAUUUGAGAUGCCUAGUCUGAAGAAGAUGCCGGUGGUCGGGAGGGAGCUGAAGGUGGUGCCCAGCACACGAGUCUCCCGCAUGGAGCUCUGCAGUGAGAAUUUGGUGCUGACGAACAAGGAAAAGAUAGAUUGGCUGGCUGGAGGCUCGCUGGAGAACCUGUUCUAUAAGCUGUAUGAUGAGGCUGGGAGACAGGUUCCUCCCACUGCUGAAAUAGCCUCCAUGAUCAAGGUUAACUGGACAGGAGAUGUAAAUGCAGAAGAUUUGGUCCAGGGGAAGCUGCCUGACUUACAGGUGCCCAAGCAGGUGCAGCCGGCGCUCUUCUACCAGGUGUCCUACCAAGACCAGAGUGUGUCGGUCUCCUUCUACAUAGUGCCUCGUCCGGAUGAACCAAACCGACUCAAAGCAACUCUGAUCCAGAACACCGUGAAGUUGGGUGAAAUCCUUCCUGGAAACAUCAGCUUGGAACUUGUUGACCGGUUUGAUAAUGUAACCAAGACACUAACCUCCACCUGUAAGAACCACAUGACUGUGGAAGCUGAGGGUCUGGACAAAUCGGCCAUCGCCUUUGUUUGGCAGGGGAGCAGCAGCUCUGUUCUGGUGACGGGGGUGCAGUUCCAGUCUGGCCCUCUUGGCCCCAAAGAGUUGUGCUUCACCUACAGGAGCUUUGUGAAACGCGUCACAGUUAAAGUGACUGCUGGAGUCCCUGCACAGCUUAAACUCAUCAGUGGGCCAGCGACGCCGUUGCAGGUGCUGAAUGACCAAGGCAUCGCCACACCGUUCGUUGUCCAGCUGUGUGACGAGUGGGGAAACCCGACUACAGACCAGAGGGUCGUGGUGAAAGUGAACUCUUCAGCCCCGGCACUGAAGGUGACAGCAACUGUUACUUCACAACCCGUAGACGCAGAAGGGAAAGCCUCUUUCACUAUAAGUAGUGUGAGCGGACCAAAGGGGAACUAUCAGCUUGAGUUUAACGGUUCCCUGAACCAGAAGCCCAUCGCUGGUUUCAUCGUGAAUCUCACAGUCAUACCUGAUCCCAACAAACCCGUCAGCCUGUCGGUGGAGUAUAACACCAGUGCCGUGUUUCCUGCUGGAGGCCACUUCCCAGUCUUCUCGGUGACCGUGGUGUCUGAUGAAGGAAGCCCGAUGACGACCUUUAACCCCGCCGCUGCAUCCAUGUUGCUGUCAGCAAACACGCCUCCACAAACGGUGACUGAGCUGAAGUGUAGUAAACCCAUGAAGAAUGAAAAGAACGACCGUUUUCACUUCAGAGAUAAAGAGAUCCCAGAACACGUGGGAAAGUACACCAUCCAGUUUUCUCUACGAAUAGACGAUAGAAAAGUCCUGCACAGUAAUCGGAUUUCGAUAAAUGUGGUGGCCAAUCAACCUGCCAAACUGGGACCCGACUCUCAGCCACCAACACCAGUUGUUUCCGACAGCAAGGCCAUUGCCAACCGAACCCUGGUGGAGAAAAUGACUCUGAAGAUAAUGGAUUCAUAUGGAAACCCAGCGGGUCAGGACCUGGACGGGAAGGUGGUCGUUUCUAUAAAGAACGUCAGUGGAGACGGCAACAAAAACCUCCCGCUGUUUGAAGGCAAAACCAACAGCUUGACGAUACGCUUGGUGGAAGGAAAGGCCCACAUUAAUAGGCUGCUUAUCAUGGAGAACAGCCCCGGCGAGAAUGGGAGCGCAUACAUCCUCCUCUUCAAACCUGAAGUGUUAAUGGUUCCCACGCCCCUCGCUCCUUUUGAGCUCCCCUUCCAUUUUUACAAUGAUUCUGAGAGCCAACGGAAAAUGUCUGAGCUGUCCAGGAAGAAAGAUCAGCUCACUACUUCUAUCACUGCAUACAAAGGCAUCUUUACCACAUAUAGUGAACUCCUUCAUUUGCUGACCUCUCAUCACCUGGAUGCCGGUAGAAAAGAGGCUGAAAUUCGAAAGGAGCUGUUAAGCAGGAAGGUGGAAAUUGCACAAACUAUCCCGGAUAUUGACAGAGUCCUAAAAGAAAAGGGAACUGAAAUCGACAUGAUCCUGAAAAUGCCCAGAAGAGUUUGCUCCAUUCGCGAUCAAUUCAGCGGGCAGCAGGAUGUUUUGGGAAUGGUCGGCCACUUGGCGUUUGUGCAGGAUGACGAUGCUGCGAGGGUCAUCUCCUGGCAUAUCGGGGGCGACAUGGAUUGUGUCAUCACCAAAACGACCGCGGCGGCACGGAGGAUCUACGACGACACCCAAGGGCGGCAGCAGGUUAUGGGCCUUGACAGUGUUUAUGUGCAACAAGGCAACAGACCGAUGCCCCACAUAGGAAAUGGCCGCAUGCUCUUUGAUCCCCCUGGGAACCCGGUCCACGCCAGGAACCUCCUGCGUUACCCCCACGACCAGGAGAGCUGCAACAUCGCUUUUAAAAACAUCCUCGGAGACACUAUUCUGAUUGAUGACCUGGACUCUGGAAACAGCUACAGAAAGGCGGUCGUACAGAAUAAGGGGCCGUGUCCCACCAUCCUGACCAGACAGGGCGACAGGAUCAGUGCCAAGGGCAAGUUCGGAGGCGCACAGAACAAAGCCCCUCCGAUCCACACUUUACAAGUGUUUGGAGCCCCCCUCCCACAGCAUUACUACACUCUAAAGGAACAUAUAGACCUGCUCAGCAAGCACAGGUCAGCUCUGGAGAAGAGGGAUCAGGCAGAAAAGGAACGUGAAGAUCACUUAAAGAACAUAAAGUCUCCUGAAAUGCUGAAAAAGCGACGAGAAAUGGAGGAGAAGAUUACAGAGCUGAAGGAGACCGAGAGACAACUUGUGUCAACCCCGGUGAGACCAGUGAAACGGGGUCUUGAGGGUGCCGGUGGGCCAUCCGGCAUCGUUCCAAAGAGAUUAAAGUAGAUGUCAGCAUCAGAGGUGGACCAGUCCAACCUGAUCUCAUCUUUGAGCUAUUGGAGUUUUUGUAAUUGAUUUUUACUUGUAUUUUUAUAUGUUUUAAUACUUUUAUAAUAAUCACAACAGCUGACAAAGUUGUGUGUAUGGAAUGAUUAAGUUCAAAGAAAAGCUUUAUUCUUUCUUCAAAAAAAAUAUACAUAUUUUCCAAGA